This is a messenger RNA of Fusarium sp. VM40, 864 nucleotides long. Lineage: Eukaryota; Fungi; Ascomycota; Sordariomycetes; Hypocreales; Nectriaceae. The record is from the annotation of a GenBank genome assembly.
AUGUCUUCGUAUGAACAGGGAGAAACAAACGAUGGCCAUUCCGCAAGCCGACAAGCCAUCGAACUGCCAGCAAGAGACGGGGCACCACAUGUAUCAGAAAGCCAACCAACAGGCGACAGAUCGGACGGAGAAAAGGGGUGGAUAUCUAUGUGUCGGCAGCAGCAGCGCGAUGUGAGGCUCAUGGUAGCACCCCGCUUCAUGGAUAUACAUGCGCUCUGCACCAGAUCCCGAGCGAAUCGUGUACUGACUCUAUACACGGAGGUGCGAAGAGCAAUGGGAGCUGGCGAAGAUGUCGCAGAGUUGUCCAAAAAGCUCGAGGAAGAAAUUGCAGGAUAUGUUGCAGACCAACAUGUGCAUCAAACAAGCCAGAUCCUUGCCCUCAAUCAACCCAACAACAUCUUCUUGAGACACCUCUUGGGAUUCUUCAAGAGUACUUUGGAGGACGAGAAUAUCAGCUUCUUCGACGAACCGAUCAAUGACUGGGUAUCGCUCUCUCAACAUGACAGACUAGACCAGCUCAUAUGCCUUGUACCUAUCCACAAAAUCGGGCGAGUAGUAUUUAGACCAUUUCUGGCAGAGAAAGAAAGGGUGGGGAAUAAUGAUUUGUAUCACUACAACGAGCAGGGUAUACGGGGUAUUAUCUUCACUGUAUUCCUAGGCAUCAUUGCGGUGUUCACGUGUGCCCCAGCUGCUAUUCAGUCGUUGAAUGUUGAGUCAGCUACUGGUGAGGUGGCGGUUUAUCUGGUGUUUGUGAUCGCGUUUGGCUGGCUCAGCCACGGACUCAUCCAAGGCUUCGAGAAGCUAUUGUUAACAUCGCUCGCCUUCUCUGGACUCAUGGCAAACUUACUGCGAGGCAACAAAUAG